AUGAGGCUUCGUUUUGUAAAGCUACCGGCCUUGGUGUUCCUGAAACCGCUGGGUAUAUUCAAUCCAUCCUGUUUCGCAUCCGUUAAAUUUGUGUUACUCAUCAUCAUGACAGUGGUUAUGUUAAUCGUUCCACAUUUGAUUCACCUGACCACUUCUAAAUCUACUUCGGAGAUGCUAUUUAGAGUGGCAGCGUUGCUGUUUGUGGUUAAUGCACUGUAUUCCAACGAUUUUCCUGUGAAAAUGGUGUUUAUUUUCAUCAUCAAUCUUGGAGCGAAAGUGCUAGCAAUUUCAAUCGUUGGGACCAAUCUGACCAAACUUUCAGAUAAAAUAACUACCGAGUUGUACAACUUGAGCUGGUAUGACGCUCCCGUGGACAUUCGGCGAUCAUUGUUGAUGGUUUUGAGACAAUCACAACAACGGAUCGGACUGACAGCUGGAAAAUUCGGAUACGUCGACAUGGAAAGCUUCUGGAAGAUUGUUCGAACGUCGGUUUCGUUUUAUUUGGUCAUCAAGAAUUUACAUGAAUAA
Uranotaenia lowii is the source of this 528-nucleotide messenger RNA. RefSeq lists its product as uncharacterized. Gene Ontology annotation, molecular function: odorant binding; olfactory receptor activity. Gene Ontology annotation, biological process: detection of chemical stimulus involved in sensory perception of smell; sensory perception of smell. The transcript is spliced from 4 exons. Bases 1 to 528 code for a protein of 175 amino acids. The record is from RefSeq and is a predicted model, not a curated record. NCBI's taxonomy places the organism in Eukaryota, Metazoa, Arthropoda, Insecta, Diptera, Culicidae. Gene Ontology annotation, cellular component: plasma membrane.